Molecule: messenger RNA, 727 nt
Organism: Heterobasidion irregulare TC 32-1
Lineage: Eukaryota; Fungi; Basidiomycota; Agaricomycetes; Russulales; Bondarzewiaceae
Exons: 5
Coding region: 1-564 (187 amino acids)
Biological process (GO): DNA replication-dependent chromatin assembly
Cellular component (GO): nucleus
Molecular function (GO): histone binding
Source: RefSeq, a predicted model, not a curated record
AUGUCCAUCGUCACUAUCCGCAACGUCGAGUUCCUCAACAACCCCGCGCGCUUCUUGGAUCCUUAUCACUUUCGCGUCACAUUCGAAUGCAUCGCGGCCUUGAAAGAUGACCUCGAAUGGCGCCUCAUCUACGUCUCGUGCCCCGGGAAUGAAGAACUCGACCAGGAGCUCGAUGACUGCCUCGUCGGUCCUGUCCCAAUAGGCGUCAACUCCUUCGAGUUCGAGGGCUCACCGCCCUCGCCCUCCAAAAUCCCAUCAGAAGACGUCCUUGGCGUCGCCGCCCUCAUCCUGACCGGCUCGUACAGAGACCAAGAAUUCGUCCGCGUGGGGUACUAUCAAAACACGGAGUACGACAACGAGGAAAUGAAAGCCACCCCACCCGCCCAGAUCUCGUUCGAACGCCUCGUCAGAGAUAUCAGCACAAAGCCAAGAGUCACUCGCUUCCAGAUCAAAUGGGAUGUUUCACCGCAACAGCCGGUACAGACGGCAGCCGGCGCUGCAAACUCUGCCGCUGUCCCAUCCGCGAACGAUCUUGAUGAUGACAUCGCCUCAGCCGCAUCGUGACCCACUCCCGACGCUCUCUCAUGCUCGUCGUCGGAACUGCCGGACGCUUUCGUUCAUAUCCUUGUUUUUGUGUCUCUGAGGAGGUAUCCACGAGUUGUAUCUUAAUUUGACACGCCCUCUGAUGUAGCUACGGUCCGGUGAAUCAAAACUCUUUCUUCAUUCC